Molecule: messenger RNA, 987 nt
Organism: Colletotrichum graminicola M1.001
Lineage: Eukaryota; Fungi; Ascomycota; Sordariomycetes; Glomerellales; Glomerellaceae
Product: glutamine amidotransferase class-II
Exons: 3
Coding region: 1-987 (328 amino acids)
Source: RefSeq, a predicted model, not a curated record
AUGUGUCGUUGGUUCGCAUAUCUGGGCGACGAGCCUCAGCUCCUCGAAGAUGUCGUCAUCCGGCCACGCCACGCCAUAGUCAAGCAGAUCGAUGCGCACUUCCUCCCCGCUGGCCACACAAGAGUGCAGCCGUCUCUCGGAGAGCUCCAAGUCGCUCCACUGGCGGCCAACAACGCGGGCUCGCCAAACGCGCUGACCAACAUGGAUGGGUUCGGUGUGGGGUGGUUCACGUCAUCGGAGUGUGAUUUCAAGCAGUACAGGGACUCCAAGUGGCCCGAGUCGCUUCGGCCUGUCGUUUACAAGAGCAUCCGGCCACCGCUCAAUGAUCUGGUGCUCAAGAGCAUCGUCCGGGGAACCAGCAGCAACGCCGUGCUCGCCCACAUUCGCGCGGCUCCGGGCCUGACGCCCGUGGUCGAGACCAAUUGCCACCCAAUACGAACAGCGAUAUUGCAGUACCUCCCACUGGAGUACCAGCAGGCCAUCGUCGGGACCACGGACGCCGAGCAUAUUGCCGCCGUAUACUUUUUCAUCUUGUGUGGCAAAGACGGCAACUGGGAGUUGGUGUACGAUGCCAAAGAUAUGGCGGUGGCCAUGAGGGAGACGAUUGUGCUGCUGGAAAAGAUGCAAACCGAGUUCAGGCCGGCGGAGCGGGAGUUUAACACGCUGAACCUCGUAACCAUGUCCGGUAGCUCGCUAUUGGCGGUGCGUUACGGCAGCCCGAAGGGUCUGCAGCCGCCCAGCCUGUACUAUUCGACGACGGCCGGGGCGACGCUCAAUCGCAAAUACAAGGGGUUCCCAAGCGAUAUUAGCGGCUCGGGGGACGGCGAUGCCGAGGAAGACGGCCGGCUGGAGAAGACAAGCCACGGAAAGCACGUAGUGGUGGCCAGCGAACCGAGCACCUUCAAUGAGAGCGAAUGGGAGCUCGUAGAGCCGUCGCAGAUGGUGGUGGCUGAUAUCUCGACCGGGGUCCAUGUCGAGCAUUUGUAA